GUGCCUCUUCACUUUCUUUCUCUUCUUUUUUUCUCUUCCAUUCUUUUUCAGGCACCUCGCUCCUAUUUGUUCCCUAUCCCAAUUUUGAACCCAUCACUGUACCUUUUUUUUGUAAAUUUUUUUUCUUUUGUUGAUACCCAAUAUCGAGCCAUGACUUCCACCAAUCGACCUAUCCAAUCGUUUCAGGCAUACUAUGAACAUCCUAAUUUGACGCCUGUGAAUGACACUAUUAUACCCCUACAACCUCGUCAUGACAAAAAAAAUAAUCAGCUUAUCAUCCUUUGGAGGGAUAUCCAAAAUGUUUUUGAGAAUGCCAAGUAUAUCAGAGAUGAUGAUGCUGUGAUUUCCUUCGAAAUCGACGACAAUUUUGAAGAGAUUAAACCAGAGAGGAUUCUCUAUCAACCAGGUAUAAUUCUCAAGGUCAUUGUGAGUGGUCAGCCUGCCUAUCAGGAUAGCAAUGCAGCCACAAUUGCUUUAGAGAGCGAGGCCAGUAUAUCCGAAGCGACUAUCAAUGCUCUCGACAUCACAGAGUUGAGCCUUGUCCCUCAUUCAAGUGGCCCCAGUCCACAAGGACAAGUAACUGGGAUUACCAUGCAUAAAGUGUACCAAUCCUUUGUCACCCAACAAGAGUUUAUCAAGGGUACCAUGCAGGAAGUUUGUGCUCAGCAGAGAGAAAUAAUUCAGUUGCAAACGCAAAUUGGUCAAAAAGUGGAUGAUACCAACCAGAUAACGCGAAUGACAUUUGACCUUGUGGCCGAUAUUCGAAACAGUGUUCAGGCUGUUUUUACUCAGACAUAUGAAUUACAUGAGUAUCCGAUCCCUCGUCUGUUCAUUGUACUACCCACUGCGUCUCGCUUCCGUGACAAGUUUGGCAAACCUUUUUCCCAUCAAUUUCGUCUUUACUUUUUAUGCGAGUGUGGUCAACACACCAUGCGAGAAGGGAGCAUGCUCCAGCAUAAUAUCCACCUAGCCAAACACGAAGGAUAUGAACUAGAUCAACCAACCGAGUUCUUUGAAAAGUAUGGCCCCUAUCUCCUCACGAUGAUGAGGAUGGUCAAGUUCGGGUUCACGGCUGCUGGGAUUUUUGUGCCACCAUUAGCACAGCUAAAGAUAGGGGAGGGGAUCGAGUACAUUCACGCCGGUGUUGACAUCGCUAAGAACACGAUUGGCUCUCUUGUUGAUGAGACUAUUAUCUAUAUUGAGAACAAGAAUACGAUGGCAGAAAACGGGGUUGACAUGGCAGAAGAUCAGACGGAAUUAGAUAGCUUGGAAGUGCUCGAAGGAGCGGAUUUGCGACAACUCGAAUCUUAUCUUAAAAUGCAAGACCAAAGCCGCACGCUUGGCAACCUCUAUCGAACAGUUACUGAGCAGGGACAUGUAAAAUGGGUAUGCAUUGAUCACUACCGCGAGAACUAUCGUGAAGCCGUAAUGGAGCGUGUUAAAGAACUUGUUGAAGUGCUUGGUGGCGAAUUCUUUCCAGAAGAGAGCAGAAUCAAGAUCAAUAUUCCCACCAAAACUCAGGCGAAGCUAUUUUACGACGCUAUAGUAAAAGCCCGUGGCAUACAAGAAUUGGAGGUUUCUCUCGGAUGGGAUGCAACAAUGGCAGAUCUUCGCAAAUUUACGGAGACAUUAUCCAAGGCCAAUAUUGUUUCGCUGAUUAUGGAUGGAAGUAGAUUUUAUGGACCACCGCUGGAUCUGGCAAACUACGGUCGCCGCUAUAAUCCUAUUUUGGAACUGAUGUCUAAUGGAAGGAUACGCUCGAUGACCAUCAAGAAUUUCGAGGACUUUUUUCAACAUAUCAGCAACUCUGCGUUAACUAUGGUGACUCAAAUUAAGUACCUUUCAAUAAGUGUCGGAUCAAUUUUCAUUGGCGAUGGCUGGCCUAUUCUGAAAAGGCUACUAGGGCAGUGUCCAGCGCUCGUUGAAUUGGUGCUUGACGGAUUUUACGUUAACGUAGGCAUAACCCUCGAUGGCCUGCUGGGCGAUGGUAAAAACGUCAAACUCAAAAAUCUUAAGAUGCUGAGGCUAGAGCAGGAUUCUUGCCAGAUUACGGCUGAGUAUUCACAUGGUCAGAUCAAGAGCAUGGCAAUGAGGGUCGAUGACCUCCGUGUAGUCAUCAGAGAUUACCCCAGUUAUCUAAAAGAUCAACUUACAAUGAUAGAGUUCUGGAACCCAGUUAAAACAACGGACUAUGAACACCUAGCUAACAUUCUGGAGGCCAAUCCGAAGCUAUUUCAGAUCCAGAUCGGCUAUGGCUCUGAAGCUGGCCCUAUGAUCAUGAUGAUUGCGUCAAAAAGGCAGGAACUUCUAGAAGCAGGAAGACCAUGUGCAUUACGCGAGGUUUUAUUCCCACAUUUCGAUGAAAACGUCAAGGAUAACCUCUAUGACAAAAUGAUAUCAGUAGAAUUCCCUGAUGCUAAGGACCCAUUCAACAUGUCCGUCAGUAUCGACAUGCGGAAUUUUACGACGAAGGGCUUUUCAACCCAUCUGUCUGGGCUUUUUGAUCUGCUUGGCCCAUAUAUUACGUCAUUAAAAGCAGACUCGACCCUUGACGACACACUUGCCGCUAUUUUGGACUCCAAGAGCGAGCAAGAAGGCUCAAGCCUGACGUGGUUGAGUUGCGAUCUCGAGUCGUUAACAUCCGCCGGUAUAGAGGCCAUGAUUCGUUUCAUUAAUCGUUCAGCAGAUCUCACCUAUUUCGGCGUUAAUUCGAGGAACUUGGAUGAUGAAAAUGAACGGAGCUUAGUACAGGAAUUGAUUAGCCAGCAUGGAUCACGGAUUAAUGCCGCCAUUCUAGCGGGAAACCCGAUGGAGAUGUGGAUAUCAGAUAUCGCAAGAGCAUGCCCAACGAGACACUACCUAUCACAAAUGGAGACUUUUGGUUUAACCUAUAAGGAUGAUUUCCCAUCUGACUAUGUCCAGUGGCUAUGUACCAUGUUUUCCGCGCCCAAACAAGCACAGCUGACGUUGGCAUCUUCACCCGCCGAACAUGAGCUUAAAUCGUCAAGCGGGGUAACACCUUCGAUGACAUGGCGGCCUCUUAUAAGGAUAUCACUCCUUGAGAUGAAAUUCCAAAGCGAAGAAUGGCAAACCAUAAUGAAGGCAAUUGAUUUUGCAUGUAUGGAAUUUCUGAACUUCGGGAUGACCAACUUUUCUCUGGAGGAAUUCUCGAUACUAGUCGACUGCAUUCUCGCGUGUGAUAUUUUGACGAUCCCUCUACGCCUUCUUGACCUUCGCGAAACUCAAUUGACUCUAUGUACAGAUAUUUUGAGGAUCCAAGAACAGUUCUCGAGACUAAAGGCAAAAGCGAUGCAUCUCAGGGUAGAAGGGCUUCCAAAGCUGGACUGAGUACAUGUUAGACUUCUAUAUAUUUCAGCCCAAUAACAUAAACUAUCAUCAAAUUCUUAAUAUGUCAG
Molecule: messenger RNA, 3416 nt
Organism: Lobosporangium transversale
Lineage: Eukaryota; Fungi; Mortierellomycota; Mortierellomycetes; Mortierellales; Mortierellaceae
Exons: 2
Coding region: 151-3348 (1065 amino acids)
Source: RefSeq, a predicted model, not a curated record